AUGGCACGCAUCAACACUCUCACGUUCAUUCUGCUAGCAAUAAUAAUAGUGAUGAACGGGCGAGUGCAAGUGAAAGCCUUUCGUGUAGAUAUGCAGCGCGUGUGGAGUAGAAAUAUGACUAAUGCCGUCCACAGAAGUAACGCCCGGCUCAAAAGAUUAGAAACUGCAAUUAGAGGAAAAGCAUCUCACACCACCGACUUGGGAGCACCUGUGAAGAGUGUGCAAUCCGCUGGAGAAUUCAUGAUGACAAUGGGUAUCGGAACUCCGCCCCACAAAAUGAUUGCCAUCGUUGACACAGGAAGCGAUCUCAUUUGGACGCAGUGUAAACCCUGCAUUACCUGCUAUUCUCAACCCGACCACAUCUUCGAGCCAGCCAAAUCUAGCACCUACAACAAACUCUCGUGUUCCGCUCCCCUCUGCUCUGCCCUACCCACCAAAACGUGCACGCCAGACUGCCAGUAUUCUUACGCCUACGCAGACGGAUCAACAACUCAGGGCGUCUUGUCGAAGGAGACAUUUACCCUGUGGAACACCAGCGGAAAUCAGCAAUCCAUCCCAGGAUUGGCAUUUGGGUGCAGCCUUGACACACGAGGAGACACAUUUUCUGAAGCGGACGGUCUGGUGGGGCUUGGACGAGGUGGUCUCUCGCUCAUUUCACAGCUUGGUUCAACGGUUGGAUCGAAAUUCUCUUACUGUCUCACCUCCUAUGGCAGCAAAUCAAGCUCGAGUCCUCUCUUCUUCGGCAGCGCAGCUGACUUGAAUGGGGCAAAAGUCAAGUCUACGCCAAUGGUAAAGAACUCCAACCGGCCGGACCUGAACACUUUCUAUUACAUCUCUGUGAAAGGAAUCAGCGUGGGGACAACCUUGGCGGACAUUCCAAGAAGAACGUUCGAUAUAAGGGAGGAUGGAAACGGAGGGUUCAUCAUCGACUCGGGCACCACGCUGACAUAUCUAUCAGACACGGCCUUCGAUGCAGUUGCCCAGGUUUUGAAUGUCGCACCCGGAUUGACCUUAGCUGACAGCCGUAAUACCGGAUAUAGUCUCUGCUAUGGGGUGUCUGCAGGAUUUAGUCUUCCGGACAUUACAUUUCAUUUGGAGGGAGGUGCCGAUUACGUUGUGGAAGGGAAAUACAAUUUUCUACUGGAUCCGGAAUCUGGUAUGUUGUGUCUGGUAAUGUCGAAACUGGACCCCGAAACCUCAGCGAGUUUACCUUGCGUACUGGGAAAUUUACAGCAGCAGAAUCUACAUAUUCUCUACGAUAAUGAUAAUGAUAUAAUCUCUUUUACUCCUGCUAGUUGUGAAGAGUUAGCUCAGCCUAACUUCGACCCGGUUUCAGGAUCGCCGGCCUCGAGGACUCUGGGGCUUCUCAGCGUCAUCGUUUUCUUUUUAUUUCCUGUUAUUAUCUUAACUUUUCCAUUCUAA
Molecule: messenger RNA, 1422 nt
Organism: Cryptomeria japonica (Japanese cedar)
Lineage: Eukaryota; Viridiplantae; Streptophyta; Pinopsida; Cupressales; Cupressaceae
Product: aspartic proteinase nepenthesin-2-like
Exons: 1
Coding region: 1-1422 (473 amino acids)
Biological process (GO): proteolysis
Cellular component (GO): extracellular region
Molecular function (GO): aspartic-type endopeptidase activity
Source: RefSeq, a predicted model, not a curated record